CAUCAUGGCCAAGAGGAGCUCUCCUUUCUUUCCCCGCAUGUACGCGACGGUGAUCGCCCUGGCAGUCGUCGUCUUCAGCUCCGUCGUCGUCGACUGCUCGGAGGUCAAAGAUGACGCGGCUGCAACUCCGGACGGAGGGCGCGGGGGCUGGGCGCCGCCGGCGCCGCGGCCGGGCACCGUGCAUCACAUGUGCCCCGACCCGGAACCCGAGUGCGGACACCCCGGCGGCGGAGCUCCACCUCCGCCGCCGGCGCAGCACCGGAAGAUCGGCCGGAGCGGGUAGGGACGCCAGUGAUUAGCCGUCUGAUGAGUGAUGAAGUGAUACCCUCUUCUUGCCACCACCACCUUGUGAUAAGCAUGUACUCGUACAAUAUGAUCGAUGCUGCUACUGUAGUGCUGUGUGCCAUACCGCGUUCUGCUUGUUGCGUGAGACACAGCUUCAUAACCCCAAGAAAACAUUUCGUGC
Messenger RNA from Panicum virgatum (switchgrass), 466 nucleotides. RefSeq names its product formin-like protein 5. Lineage: Eukaryota; Viridiplantae; Streptophyta; Magnoliopsida; Poales; Poaceae. The transcript is spliced from 2 exons. Bases 5 to 283 code for a protein of 92 amino acids. The record is from RefSeq and is a predicted model, not a curated record.